This is a messenger RNA of Haemonchus placei, 993 nucleotides long. The record is from the annotation of a GenBank genome assembly. NCBI's taxonomy places the organism in Eukaryota, Metazoa, Nematoda, Chromadorea, Rhabditida, Trichostrongylidae.
AUGUCACCAAAAACUAACGACGCCCUGAAGCAUGCGUUCAAUCUUGGCAAGCAAGCUAAACUGCGUCUCAUCAAGGUCGUCGUAAGAAGUGAGGAACUCACGCCUAAUUACGAGUACGCUGGUACGGGUAACUGGAGAGACGAUUGGCGGGCUACACUUCCUGAAUGUGUUGAUGCUUUCGAACCGUGCUUUAUUCUAUUCAGGCUCAAUACUAUUACCGAAUGGAUUUUAAUAACGUUUGCCGAUGAUCGUGCACCUAUCAAAGAGAAAAUGUUAUUAGCUGCUACUCGUGCGACCUUCAAGAGUGAAUUUGGACCUUGUUAUGUUGAGCAUGAGAAACAUGUCACUGAUAGAAAGGAUCUUUCCUUGGAAUCGUUCGAAAAUUGGCUGAAGACAAAAAAUGAACUGGGUCCAAUGAGUGAAGUGGAGCAAGAACUUCACAAUGCUCAUCAAGAACGUGCAGCUGUUGCUCAUGCAGGACCGCAGCAUAUGAAGGGUGUUGCUUUUCCACUUGAUCGAAAUGCUGAAGACGCCGUUAAGAAGCUUGCAAAGGGUCAACUGGCCCUUGUUCAGUUAUCGGUAGAUACAUUGAAUGAAGCCAUAAAAUUAGAAGCAACUGAGGAAAAUCUGCCAGCACAUAAACUAGCAAGCAGAAUUCCUCGAGACAAACCACGGUAUACUUUCUUCCGAUUUCAACACGAUAGUGACGGAUUCCCGAAGUCAUCAACUUUUUUCAUUUAUUCGUUGCCAUCAUCGGGUAGCUCAAUCAAGGAACGCAUGUUGUACUCAAGUUGCAAGUCUCCAUUUUUAGAAACUGCUACAAAACAGUUAGGAAUAGAAUUAAGUAAAAAGAUGGAAGUAGAUUCUAAAGACGAUCUUUCGGAGUCAGCUCUUUUGGAGUCACUGCAUCCAGUAGAACACGAAAGCCCGAAGAUGUUCGCUCGUCCAGCUCUUCCGAAAGGAGCAGGUCCACGUCGAAUUACGAAAGUCUAA